AUGGGUGAUUACUACCGCCAAUUUCUUUCUACAAUGUCGGGGGCGGAAGGCUAUCUGCCUACCAGCCCCGACGAGAUAAACCAGGUCCUCGGACCCGGAGUUCCGCUGCCAAUGUCAACCCCUCCAAUGCACUCUCCAUAUCCCUCCAAUAUGGGAAACAUGGGCUAUUUCGCCGGGUAUCCGGAGCCCACUAUAAUCAGCGCUCCGAAGGCCAGCAAGAGCCGGCGGCGUUCGGCUGCAAGCCAGGGCGGGAAUAUGGAUCAAGUGAAGCAUCGUAGGACGCGCUCUGGCUGUUAUACAUGCCGGAGCCGCCGAGUCAAGUGUGACGAGACGCGGCCAAUCUGUGACCACGGUUCAUCCGCUCAGUACAUAAGUCCCACAUCUUCUAACGAGGGAGAAGAAGAUGAUACAGAGCAGGAAGCAAGACUCGGAACCAUUCCCGAUGAUGACGAACCCGAUGGAACCCCCCGGCGAGAAUCGAUGUCUGUCAUCUCACAACCCCGGAGAGCAAGUGCGGCCUCGCCCAACAUGGCCCUCAUGAGCGCCCGCCAAACCUCCGAAACGCCAUCGCAGGAAGGCAACAAGAGCGUUUCACCCUCGACUUCCAAUGUAACGACGGGAAGCUGGACGCCGGCUGGUUACCAGGGGACGGAAACGACUUUGCCAGUGAGCGGAAGCCUGGACCGGAUGCAUCUACCCCAAGAUUUUCGGAGUUAUCUCCGGUACUACAGGGAGAAUAUGACAAAUUACCACUAUGGCCUGGCGGUCGACGAAGACGACUUUUUUAACUCCGAGCUACCGAGUGUUGCGAUACAAAGUGAGCCGCUGCUCAAUGCAUUGGUUGGGUUUGCUGCGUAUCAUGUUACGUUACAAAAUCCAAAUGGACAACUGCAAGACUUCCUACAGUACUAUAACAAGAGCGUGACUCAGUUGCUGAGUGUCCUGAAAAGAAAAGAGACGCACAGUGUCCAUGUACUGCUGACAAUUUUGCAGCUCGCUACAAUUGAGGAGUAUCUAGGGGAUUGGGUCAAUCUCAUGGGUCACCAGAAGGCUGCAUUUGAAAUUUUAACCCAUAUCUACACUCCGGAGACGGUGAUGCAAACCUCGAUAGGCCGAAUGUGCCUUAGCUGGUAUGCUCGAUUUGAUAAUAUUAUUGCGCUGAUGGGUAGAUUUCCUACCGAGAUACCCCGAGAGUGGUUCACGACCAUGAUCACGUAUUAUCAAGCUCAGAUGGCGUCAAAUCCUACGGAAUUGCGGUGGAAGAUUGAAGAUCGAUCCGCUCGCCUACGCCUCAUCUCUUACGACAUGUCGACCUUGUAUGCGCGUGGAAGCCGAAAGCAAAUCGCACCGACGGAUUACGCCAAUGAGCACAACUUUCUGACUGCACAGCUUGAAGAGUGGAAGGCAAGCUGGGACCCAAUGUUAUGCGAUCAAAAAUAUCUCAUUACCGAUUUCCAUUGGCAACGCCCCUUGAACCCCGACGAUAUUGUCAACCCAUAUCGCCCAGGCUUACUCUACGAUCAUCCCCUAUUCAACAAUACCCUUAUCAUGAUGGAAUGGCAUAGCAUUGUUAUUAUGCAUAAAACUCAGUCACCCAACAUCUCUCCAGAACAACUGUUCACUGAAUUAGGAGGGCAUGCGUUUACGGUUUGCGAACUCUUCGAGUGCUUGGAGUAUUGGCCAGAUUUACCAUCGGGGACAUUAAUCGCGAUGCAGCCGUGUCUUGCGAUUGCGGGCCUCUUCUUGCCACACCAGCCGAGCAAUAACAUGUGGCUGCGACGGAAAUUUGCACUUCUGGAAAUUCAGGGGCAUAUUAACCCUGCGACUCGCCGUGAAAAGAUGGCAGAGAUCUUUGGAGACCCAUCAUGUGCCCAGUGGUGGCUGCCUGACGACGAAGGGUUUACGCCGAUUCUCAAAAGCGUAAGAAGCUUUGCGGACGAGCGAAACGCCAGAGCGAUGAAUACACAACAAGUCAAUCUCCGUGAGGUGAAGCACCUCUUUGAUAAAUUGAUCCUUUAA
Trichoderma aggressivum f. europaeum is the source of this 2019-nucleotide messenger RNA. Its product is annotated as transcriptional regulator family: Fungal Specific TF. Gene Ontology annotation, molecular function: zinc ion binding; DNA-binding transcription factor activity, RNA polymerase II-specific. The coding region runs from base 1 to 2019 and encodes 672 amino acids. NCBI's taxonomy places the organism in Eukaryota, Fungi, Ascomycota, Sordariomycetes, Hypocreales, Hypocreaceae. Gene Ontology annotation, biological process: regulation of DNA-templated transcription. The transcript is spliced from 5 exons. The record is from RefSeq and is a predicted model, not a curated record.